AUGAGAACUUCUUGUUUUUUCUUUUUCCUUCUCUUUUUCUUCAUCGGAAUAGUUGCCGCUCAGAAGAGGAAUGCGUGGAAUAAGGAGACCGCCGAUCAGCGACUCGACGACAUUAUCACCGUUGAGUUCAAGGUUCGUUGGGGUUCAUGUUGCAUGACUUUUUCACGUCAUAAGAAAUUUCCGAAAAGAAUCGUUUAGGCCCGCGACGCGAACAGUGACGGAUUGUUGACCUCAAAGAAAUCCGUGAUUUUUAUGAAUCGCACCCCGAGAAAAUGAGCAAAGAGGGCAUUGAAUUUAUCGAGAAAAACUUUAACCAUGGAGCCGCGGCUAGCAUCGACCGUUCGUUUCGUACUUUCCGUCUUUUUGCGGAUGAAUUCUGUUUUUCAGAAUACCGAAACGUUAUAAAACAGUGGUUGGCCGAGAACGGAAGCAUCGAAAAGAUAAUCGCCGGAGUGUUUCGAACAGCACCCGGCAGUUGCCGACGCACCAUGUUUGGCGCCAAACCACUGUAA
This is a messenger RNA of Caenorhabditis sp. 36 PRJEB53466, 512 nucleotides long. Lineage: Eukaryota; Metazoa; Nematoda; Chromadorea; Rhabditida; Rhabditidae. The record is from the annotation of a GenBank genome assembly.